Carlito syrichta (Philippine tarsier) is the source of this 721-nucleotide messenger RNA. It is a transcript of the gene DUSP23, whose product is annotated as dual specificity phosphatase 23. The coding region runs from base 1 to 483 and encodes 160 amino acids. Lineage: Eukaryota; Metazoa; Chordata; Mammalia; Primates; Tarsiidae. Gene Ontology annotation, biological process: protein dephosphorylation; cilium assembly. The transcript is spliced from 3 exons. Gene Ontology annotation, molecular function: protein tyrosine/serine/threonine phosphatase activity. The record is from RefSeq and is a predicted model, not a curated record.
AUGGCUUUUCAAAGAUCAAAGCUUCACUUCAUCUCGUUUCCCAUCUCUAGCAUCCAUAAUGACAGCAUCUGGUGGCUGGCGGGGCUGGCGCUGCCUCGGCUCCCCGCCCACUACCAGUUCCUGUGGGACCUGGGCGUGCGGCACCUGGUGUCCCUGACGGAGCGCGGGCCCCCUCACAGCGACAGCUGCCCCGGCCUCACCCUGCACCGGCUGCGCAUCCCAGACUUCUGCCCGCCGGCCCCCGACCAGAUCGACCGCUUCGUGCAGAUCGUGGACGAGGCCAACGCCCGGGGAGAGGCUGUGGGAGUGCACUGUGCCCUGGGAUUUGGCCGCACUGGCACCAUGCUGGCCUGUUAUCUGGUUAAGGAGCGGGGCUUGGCCGCAGGAGAUGCCAUCGCUGAAAUCCGGCGCCUUCGACCCGGCUCCAUUGAGACCUAUGAGCAGGAGAAAGCAGUCUUCCAGUUCUACCAGCGAACCAAAUAAGGAUCCUCAGUCCCUUCUGCCAGGUCCCCACUCCUCUGCCCCUUGUGGUAGAUGGGACCAGAGAUGAAGGGACUGUGAACUAAAGCAUUAACCCUCCAGCUCCCGUUGGCUCAAGACACUGAAGUAACCCACCACUGCAGGCAGGUCCUGACUGAAGAGCUGGCUGGGACCCCAUUGAAGGUGGGAGAGAGGGGUAGCUCUGUACUGUGUCCUUGAAUAAAUGACUUACAAGAACCAG